GCGGCAAUGUUAAAAUUAUUUAAAAGACAAAAAAGUCGUCGUAUAAGCAGCAGCAGCAGCAUCGAUGGCACAAACUGCGACGUUGGCUACAAUAACAAUGACAACUGCACAAACAACAACAAACGACAUUCUUUACGCUCGACAUCAAGUUUCUGUGAUGAAGUGCUGGAGGAGUUAGCUGGACAUGCAGCCGAUGAACAACAGCAAACCUGUGAUGAGGAUGUGGCGAGCAUCGGUGGUGGGCUGAGUUUGGGCAGUGGCAGCAUUUGCACGAACCACUGCAAUGCGGAUGAAGAUAUUUUCAAAUAUCAGUCUCGCUUAUCGAUAUCUCUGGAAUCUAUAGUCAAUGAUCAAAAAUGUCUUAGUUAUUUUGUCCAAUAUUUAGAAACUAAAAACGCAUUAUCAUUGAUAAAAUUCUAUUUGGACACUGAGAAUUUCAAAACAGCCGCCUUAGCACAGUUGGAGAAGUCACAAGACAACAGCGAAAAACACAAAUGCCAACAACAGGACGAACCGAGUUCAUCAUUGGAACAUACGCCAACUAAAGUAUACACAAACUGUGACCAUGACAAUGUGACCUGUGUAUGCAGUACGUUAAAGAAUACUGACGAAACGGAGGAUACUGAGCAGGAGGAGGAGGAGCAAAAUAAUGUACCUGAAUUGAAAACGCUUUAUGAUUUGUCGAUGCGUAAACCUUUAACAGAUGACGAGAAGAGUCAGAUCUACGCUGAGACAAACAAACAAAUCUCGAAAAGCACAAAUCAAAAAUUUAAUUCCACUUCGGAAUUAUCACUUUGCAGUGAAAGUACAACUACAACGGAACCAGAUCUCAGUACUAGCUUAGCAACUUCAAGGAUAAGCGCAGCUAGCACUAAAGAUGCAAUAGUAAUUUAUCAAAAAUAUUUAAUCGCGAACGCAGUGCUAUUUGUUAGUCUUCCAGUGGCGUUACUGUCGCAAAUAUCAUUGCUCUUAUGCAAACGACCCGACGAUAAAGCCACUGUUAGCACAGAUGAAAUCGAUGCUAACACAAGCGAAACAGCAGCGGCGAUAUCAACCUGUUGCUUCGAUGAAGCACAACAGUACGUGCUGCACCAAUUGGACCGUGACUACUCCAAUGACUUUCUGCAAAGCACUUUUUAUUGUAAAUAUUGUAUUGAACUAAUUGAGGGCACAACUAUAGAUAAGUAUGAUGGAAAGUUGACAAUAUAUGAUAUACUCUACAGUGAAGUGGCGCUCUUCUUUUUUAUGGAGUAUUUGGAACAGCGUGGUGAACGUGAUUGUCUGGACUUUUGGACAACGGCCAUAAAUUUUCGCAAAAGUUACAGUAAUCCAACGAUAAUAACUGCAGUGGGAACAAAAAAUGAAAGUGAAAUACAAGCAGAUGCUAUGAUUAUCUACGAGAGGUUCUUCUCGUUACAGUCUGAAUGCCGUCUCUGGCUAUCAGAUAAGUUGCGUAGCUGGGUUGAAGAGCGUAUAUGUGCGGAGGGUUAUGUGGCUUACUGCUUUGAUCUACCUUUGCAAAUUACAGCGAGGUAUUUGGAACAGAAGUAUUUCAGUGAUUUUUUAAACUCGCAGCUUUUCGAAAAUUAUGUUAACGAACUUAAAACUAAAAUACACGAAGACUCAACCACAGGCAAUUUAGCAAAUGGUUUGGCAAAUAGUACGUUGGACUCUGUUUCUGAAACUGUUGCAAGUGCGAGUGCAAGUGUAAAUUCUGGUGCCGGUGCGAUAUUACUUCACAAAUUAAGUUUACGUCGUACGAAUAGCAAGACCCAAAAUUGUCAUCGUAAAGCAUUGUCGGAUUGCACAAAUGAAAGUACACGCGAAUUAUUUAAACAUAUUUCACAACAGAAUACACUCCUGGCGAUGGACUCCACACAUCUAAAGCAUCUGCAAGCAACUGGUACGAACUUAAGUAUCGAUGCACGCCAUUUGACGAAUCCGAAUCUUCUAUGGCAUCGUAGUACAGCUCAAGAAGGUGGCCUUAAAUUUGGUAGCGUCAAUGCGUUGGGACGCUAUGAGCGGGAUUUCGAGGAGCCAUAUGGCAGCAAUAACAAGUAUAAUUGGUCUUUGGCGAAAGGUGGUACUAAAAUAAAAAACGCAAUGCGCAAAUUGGUCAAUCUGCCAGAGGAAAAGGUGCAGGAGGAGAUAGCAUGGCAAGUCGCUGAGAUGAUUGUAAAAGAUGUGACAAGUGUGACGCUUAGCAAAGAAAAUGCAACCAAAAUAUGGCCGUAGUAUGUUUCCUCAUGUAAUUUAAUUUGGUUGUGCAAAAUUUGAACUGUAAGUGAAAAACGUGAACAAAGACCUUCUCUUUCAAGGAAUUUUAUUUUUUAUUUUACUUAUAAUCUCUGAACCAUUAAGUACAGAUUAUUUAUGUUGCUUUUUCAACAUAAGCAAUUUUUAUUUUUAGUAAUUCCUAAUUUACUAAAUUGUUUCUCAUACAUAAAGUGA
Teleopsis dalmanni is the source of this 2451-nucleotide messenger RNA. It is a transcript of the gene pkaap, whose product is annotated as A-kinase anchor protein 10, mitochondrial. Gene Ontology annotation, cellular component: plasma membrane. Gene Ontology annotation, biological process: intracellular protein localization. The record is from RefSeq and is a predicted model, not a curated record. The coding region runs from base 7 to 2235 and encodes 742 amino acids. The transcript has 3 exons. Lineage: Eukaryota; Metazoa; Arthropoda; Insecta; Diptera; Diopsidae.